Messenger RNA from Puccinia triticina, 1095 nucleotides. RefSeq lists its product as uncharacterized. Bases 1 to 1095 code for a protein of 364 amino acids. Gene Ontology annotation, cellular component: RNA polymerase II, core complex. Gene Ontology annotation, biological process: DNA-templated transcription. The record is from RefSeq and is a predicted model, not a curated record. The transcript is spliced from 6 exons. NCBI's taxonomy places the organism in Eukaryota, Fungi, Basidiomycota, Pucciniomycetes, Pucciniales, Pucciniaceae. Gene Ontology annotation, molecular function: protein dimerization activity; DNA-directed RNA polymerase activity; DNA binding.
AUGUCCACCGCACCCUUGGCACUAGAAACACCCCAGUCGACCGAUGGAUCACAGCUACAAGUCAAGGUGACCGAGUUGGACGAGCAGCAUGCGGCAUUCAUCCUCGAAGGAAUCGAUCUGGGACUCGCGAACUCGCUGAGAAGGACGAUGAUCGCAGACCUGACGACGAUCGCAAUCCACUCGGUCGAAUUCGAAGAGAACACGAGCGUGUUGCCCGACGAGAUGAUUGCCCAUCGUCUUGGACUGAUUCCCCUGAUUAGUGAGGACCUGGAUAAAUACCUCAAAAACUGGCAGCGGGACUGUACUUGUUUAUCGUAUUGUGACGACUGCUCAAUCGAAUUAGUGCUUUCGACCAAAUGUACCAUGAUCGGAGAGACCCUGCCAGUCACCUCGAAGGACCUUGUCAUCACACCCAGGGAGGAUGGAGCACAUCGAGGUGAUGUGGGCAAGCCAUUUCAAUUCACUAUGCCUAAUGGCGAACAGCCUGGAGUUUUGAUCACCAAGCUCCGCAAGGGUCAAGAAGUUCGACUCAAGUGCCGAGCCAUCAAGGGAAUUGGCCAAGAACAUGCCAAAUGGUCUCCUGUGUCGACUAUUGGGUUCGAGUAUGACCCGUACAACCGACUCGGACAUACUGAUCUGUGGUUUGAAGUCGGCACCGACCCAAAAGCUGAAUGGCCCUUGACGAAAAACGCCAAAUACGAGCGACCUCCACUGGAUGACGAACCAGUCGAUUACACCAGCAAACCCUCGCGGUUUUAUUUUGAUGUCGAAGCUGCGGGAAACCUUAAACCUGAUGAUAUCGUAGUUAAAGGGAUCGAAUCUCUCAUUGUCAAGCUGGCAUCUGUCCAACAGGGUAUUCAAGCAGCGUUAGGUGAAGGUGGCGGCCUCAAUCCAGAUGGCCGGAAUACUCCAUACAUGGGCACUCCGUUUGGAGGGGGCGGGGCUACCCCUGGGUCCCGACCCGAUGGGACCUAUUCCACGUACGGAGGCGCCACACCUAAUGCGCGAAAUUUUGCUGACUGGGGACCUCCCGCUGCACCGUCCAAUCCACCGGGUGGAGCUACUACCAAUGGUUAUUCUGCUACCUGGGACUAA